AUGCUUACCUCACUGCUCUUUCAACUCUACUCAUACCUUGCUCCUACCUUCCGGGAUACCAAGGGUGGGGCGGCAAGGAACCUCGGCGAGGAUCCAAAGACGCUGCUUGGUCUGCUGGAGAGAGCCGCGAGGCUGUGGCCGAACCACGGCAUUGCAUUCAAGGAUCAAGGAUGGAAUCAGAGGUCUGAUUUCGUGACUUAUGCAGAGCUCCUGAGGGAAGUGGCGACGAACGCAGCCAAACUUCGGGCGCACGGCGCCGUCACGCCACAGAAACCUAUCGUCCUGUACUUCAAUACACACCGCGAUAAUGUUGUGUGGUUUUGGUCGGUUGUGGCGGCCGGCGGCGUGCCUGCUCUCCUUUCCCCGUUAUCCAGCAAUGAAGUGACGCUCGCCGGAGAACUCGACAAUCUCAACCAUCUCUUCGACGGCCCAACAGUUCUCACUACGAAACAACUUAGCCGGCUCUUCAGACCGAUUGCCUUAAUCACCACAAUUACUGUGCAGUCGAUUGUUACAACCAAGGUGGAAGACAAGUUUGAUAUGGAAGUCGUAGAUGAAGGGCGGGGCCGUGAAGAUGAGCUCGCAACGGUCUUGUUCACCAGCGGAAGUACAGGAUUCGCAAAGGGGGUCGAGUACACGCAUACGCAGCUUGUGUGUUCCAGCAAGCUGAAAAGUGCUUUCCAUUGCACGGAUUCAACCAAGACAUUUAUGUCUUGGGUCAGCUUUGACCAUAGUGCUGCGCUUUGCGAAAACCACUUGCAUGCCUUAUACGCAGGUGCAAACCAGGUCAUGGUUCCAGCGAUUGACUUCGUGAGGAAGCCUGUUCGAUUCUGGAAGGUGCUCAGCGAUCAUCGCAUUGCUUAUACCUUUGCCCCGAAUUUCUUCGUCGCCGCUGCAACACGUGCUAUCAACGAGAUGGAUGAAUUCGAGAAGAAGAACAUGAAGUUGGACUUCAGUGAGCUCCGCGUGAUUAUGUGCGGUGGUGAAGCGAACAAGACAGCUACGUUGGACGCAGCAGAGAGGGUGAUGACGGGCUAUGGCGCACCAAAGUGCAGCAUCAAGGCGAGCUACGGCCUGAGUGAGACUUGUUCGGCGGUCUUCUACAACCUGGAGUCCCCAGCAUACGACGUGAAGCGAAAAUACCUUUUUGCAUCUGCUGGAAAACAUUUGCCGCAACAUGAGCUCCGUCUUGUAGAUGGGAAUGGCAAACACGUCCGGCGGGGAGGGACAGGUUCCAUCCACAUACGAGGAGCGCUCAUAUUUCAGCGAUACUACAACAACGAGGUUGCCACGAGCGCUUGCAAGACGAAGGACGGUUGGUUCGACACGGGAGAUCUUGGAAUGCUUGACGACCAAGGAAACUUGUGCAUUGUCGGCCGCUCCAAGGAGAUUCUCGUUAUCAACGGCCAGAAAUACUCAUCUUUCGAACUGGAACAUGCAAUCGAGUCUGCAAAUAUCUCUGGCCUCACCAAGAGCUAUACCGCAUCUUUUUCGAUCUGGGUUCAGGAUGCCAAAGCCGAUAGCGAGGAUAUUGUCAUCCUCUUCAACCCGAUUAACGACGCCGUGGAUGAUUCGCCCGAACUUCGAGAGACUAUUACUCAAAUCAAGGAGGCUUGUAUUCGCUUCUGCCGUAAGCGUCCUGUGGAGGUCAUUCCUCUGCCGAAGCAGAAGCUACCCAAGUCCACGAUUGGGAAAUUAUCUCGCGCAAAGCUGAAGAAGUCUUUUCAAGCCGGUUACUUUGACCAGUUCAAGCUGGCAGAGCGUGCACCUCGGUCUGACUCCAGUCGAGGUGCCGAGUUGUGUACGCCACUGCAAAAGACUUUGGCGGGCGUUCUGUGUGAGGAGACUGGACUGAAGCCCUCGGAUUUGCACCUCGACAUGCCAAUUGCAGAUUUGAACAUUGACAGUCUCGGAUAUCUCCGCGUCAAAUCAUCACUCGAGAAGAUUCUCGAGUGUGAAGAUCCGAUUUCCAUGGCUCUUCUCCUUUCUUGCCGGACGAUCGGCGACCUUGACAUGAUGCUUCUUUCCUUGGGCACCACAACAACCGAGUAUGAUCCCAUAGUACCACUCGUUGCUUCAGGCUCGAAGUGUCCGCUCAUUCUAUGCCAUCCUGGGGGGGGCGAGUUCCUGACCUGGCUUGGGUUGCUAAAGUAUAUUCCGGAUCGUCCCAUCCUUGCGCUUCGCGUGCGCGGGUUCCACAAGAACGAGACUCCAUUCGAAACAAUAGAUGAGAUGCUUGACGUUUACAUGGAUGGCAUCAAACGGCACCAACCGAAAGGACCAUAUUCGCUUCUGGGCCUGUGCUUCGGCGGAAUGCUUGCAUUUGAGUUGGGCAAAAGACUUGAGGCUGCAGGCGAGCAAGUUGCAUUCUGCGGCGGCAUCGACAACCCUGCCGACUUGACCCGGAUUCAGGUACGCGAAAAGCAGCGGAACUUUAUCAUCGACUUGCUGCACUUCUUCCAGAUCCUGGACCUCGAGACUGCGCUGAGAUGGGAGGAGGAGAUGGAUCAUAUUCCAGACGAACAGUUCACGCAGGCAAUCUUCGCACGCUUCCCAGACGGGACGCUGGAAAACAUUGAUCUGACGAUUCCAAAGGUGGAAACGUGGCAGCGGAUCAACAAGAACAUGCAGGAGAUCACGCGGUCGUACGUGCCAAGCGGGCAGGUUUCGAAAUAUGACCUUUUCUGGGUGCCUCCAUUGCCGCAGUAUAAGUGUUCGGAUGAGCAAUGGCGGCAUGACUGGCUAGCGAAGUGGAAGAACCACGUGACGGGGGCGAAGCAAAGCGACGUUGACUGCGAAGCCUCGGAAGGGCCGUUGCGGUACCACCGCGUUCAGGGGACGCACUUUACCAUUCUAAGGCCGGAGAACAUUGAUAUUUUCCAGGUCGCGUUGAACAAGGCGCUGGAGGUGCGAGGUGUGUGA
Messenger RNA from Lasiodiplodia theobromae, 2922 nucleotides. Its product is annotated as Non-ribosomal peptide synthase. Bases 1 to 2922 code for a protein of 973 amino acids. The record is from RefSeq and is a predicted model, not a curated record. NCBI's taxonomy places the organism in Eukaryota, Fungi, Ascomycota, Dothideomycetes, Botryosphaeriales, Botryosphaeriaceae. Gene Ontology annotation, molecular function: CoA-ligase activity. Gene Ontology annotation, biological process: biosynthetic process; secondary metabolic process. The transcript has 4 exons.